AUGCAUGAGAUAGAAUCUCAAGAAUCAGAUAUUUUUUCUCAAGUUGUUAAAAAGGCAAAAGAUGUUAUAUAUUGUGGAGUAUGUUCUUUUCCUCCUGAGUACUGCGAAUAUGGAAACUUUUCUGGUAAAUGUAUGGAAUGGCUCAAGGAAAAUCAUAUGGAACUUUAUAUUCGACUUUAUUCUCAAGAUCCUUUGAUUAUAGAAAAACAAGAUAUAAUAUUUGAAGAGAAAGAAAAAAUAGAUGAAAGUAAUAAGAUUCGAACAAAAGAAGAGACAAAGGGUUUAAAAAAAACGAAAAAAAAUACGAUUUCGAAGGUACUCAUUAAAAGAGUUGAGAGAAAUAAAAGAAAAUAUGUCGUUAUUGUUCAGGGAUUAGAAUUAUAUGGGAUCGAUGUUAAGAAGGCUUCAAAAUUGCUUGGUAAAAAAUUUGCUACGGGAAGCAGUGUAACUAAAAAUGUUUGUGAUAUUGAUGAACUUGUUAUUCAAGGCGAUCAUAUUGAUGAGAUAUACAAUUAUAUUCUUGAAACAUAUCCAGAAAUACCUGAAGAAAAUAUAGAAUGUUUUAAAGACAAACAAAAAAAAAAGUAA
This is a messenger RNA of Pneumocystis murina B123, 588 nucleotides long. RefSeq lists its product as hypothetical. Gene Ontology annotation, biological process: formation of translation preinitiation complex; translation reinitiation. The coding region runs from base 1 to 588 and encodes 195 amino acids. Gene Ontology annotation, molecular function: mRNA binding; translation initiation factor activity. Lineage: Eukaryota; Fungi; Ascomycota; Pneumocystomycetes; Pneumocystales; Pneumocystaceae. The record is from RefSeq and is a predicted model, not a curated record. The transcript is spliced from 5 exons.